AUCAUUUCGAUGUGCGAGUGCCGCGGCAGAUUUACACUGAAGGCUUGGAGCUGAAGCAUUUGCCACUGGCCGAGACCACCACGUCCACCACCUUCCCGAUUGACAUUACCAAGACAGCAAGACGAGGGUUCAGGCUGUUCAAUUCCACCGUGAACCACUGUUCUCCUCCCGUCCUUCGCGUUUCGAGUCGCCGCCGAGAUCGUACGCACGUGGGCACGGCGAAGGCCUUCUCGGCCUCUACAAGGGCGUUUCUCGGUUUCUGCCUUUCUGGUCAUUGCUCAGUUGUAAGAAGGAAGGUCGAGGACUACCCUUUGGUUGACAGAUUGAUCUGUCUUAUGUUGACUCGUCCUGUUUCUACAACAACUACGGAGAGGGCAUUUUCAGAGGGUUUAAGUUAGUUGAUGCUUUAAGGACUACUUUGUUGUUAUCCCUUUUAGUCAGAAAUGGGUUCUACUUUGUGCUCAUCACCUUCUGAGAUCACUUUUCAAUUCUCUUUGAGUUUGAGAAGCAACAUGAAUUUGCUAGGCUCCAAACCUAUUAUGAAGGUUGGUAACUUCGUUAAAAAGGACAAUUUUCAAGUCCUUAAUCAUGCUGCUAGAAAAGUGGUGAUAUCUAGCCAUUUGGUGCCUGAACACUUGGAAGGAUUUUAUACGGGAAAGAAGCGGCUGGUGGAGCCAAGUCAAAAGUUGGAAUUCGUGCGGACUUUGUUGAUUGACAACUAUGACAGUUACACGUACAAUAUAUACCAGGAGUUGUCUAUCAUUAACGGGUUGCCUCCGGUGGUUGUGCGGAAUGAUGAGUGGACAUGGAAAGACAUUUGUCAUUACUUGUAUGAAGAAAAUGCAUUCGAUAAUAUUGUUAUAUCACCAGGCCCUGGUUCUCCAACGUGCCCAGAUGAUAUAGGAAUAUGCCUUAGGCUGCUGCUUGAGUGCAGUGACAUCCCUAUUUUGGGUGUUUGCCUUGGACACCAGGCUUUAGGAUAUGUGCAUGGUGCUCACGUUGUUCAUGCAUCUGAACCAGUCCAUGGGCGACUGAGUGAAAUUGAGCACAGUGGAUGUAGACUGUUUCAUGAUGUUCCUUCUGGCAGAAAUUCUGGAUUUAAGGUGGUUCGAUACCAUUCCCUCGUAAUAGAUGCGGAAACUCUUCCGAAGGAACUCAUACCCAUAGCAUGGACCUCUUCUGCUGAUACACUUUCCCUCCUUGACUCCCAAAAGUCUGAUGUUGUCCCUGAUGCCUAUGAGAAUCAGCUUUGCCAACAAAUCUCUGUUGAUUCUUCCUCAAGGAAGUUCAGAAACGGAGGUUCAUGUUGUUCCAUCGACUCUAAAGGUAUGCUGACUGGAAAGGUUCUCAUGGGCAUCAGGCACUCUACAAGGCCUCAUUAUGGUUUACAGUUUCAUCCGGAGAGUGUUGGGACCUGUCAUGGGAGGAAAAUAUUCAGUAACUUUAGAGAUAUCACUGAGGAUUAUUGGCUCAAUUUGAGAUCAUCCUCCAAUAGUGAGAGAAAGGUUCAUUGUUGUGCAUCCACACAGGUGCCUCAUAGACGUCGGCUGUUCAGAGAUUUUCCAGGAGGUAGGCAGUUAGUGAAUGGUUUGAAUGAUAGGAGUCACUUCAGCAUGUGUGAUAUGCUAGAUCUAUCACGUCAGAAAAAUUGUGUCAAAUUUCUGAAUUUGAAAUGGAGGAAACUAGAACGCUUGGCUAGUCAAGUUGGUGGGGCAAGAAAUAUAUUCUGUAAACUGUUUGGAGACCGUAAGCCUGAGAACACCUUUUGGUUGGACAGUUCCUCAAUAGAAAAGAGAAGGGCACGCUUUUCAUUUAUGGGAGGUAAAGGUGGAUCCCUUUGGAAGCAAGUCACGUUUAGAUUGUCAGAUGAAAGUGAUGUGACAUUUAAAGGUGGGGGUUAUCUAUUAAUUGAAGAUGCUCAGGGCACUACCAGAAGCACAUGUUUGGAAGAUGGGUUUUUUGAUUUUUUGAGCAAGGAGCUCCAGUCAUUUUGUUACGACGAAAAAGAUUAUGAAGGGCUGCCAUUUGAUUUUUAUGGUGGAUAUAUUGGUUACAUAGGGUAUGGCCUUAAAGUUGAAUGUGGUGUGGCAGAUAAUCGUCACAAAUCAAGGACACCGGAUGCUUCUUUUUUCUUUUCAGAUAAUUUUGUUGUGAUAGAUCAUCAAUUUAAUGAUGUUUAUAUUAUGUCGGUGCAUGAUCAAAGCACCACUGGGACAGAAUGGCUGGAUGAUGUAGAGCAGAAGCUUCUCCGAUUAAAUGCUUCUGCCACAAAAACUUCAAUUCCUCGUACAUCACAGCCUGCUGUAGAUGUCCCGUCUAAAGCAGGCUUUCUAGUUGAGAAAUCUAGAGACCAGUACAUGAAUGACGUUGAGACGUGCCAGAAGUUCAUCAAAGAUGGAGAAAGCUAUGAGUUGUGUCUUACAACUCAAUUGAGAAGGAGAAUUGGGGAGAUGGAUACUCUGGGACUCUACCUUAACCUUAGAGAAAAGAAUCCGGCACCAUAUGCUGCCUGGCUUAAUUUUUCAAAGGAAGACCUGUGCAUCUGUUGCUCUUCACCUGAGAGAUUCCUACGAUUGGAUAGAAAUGGUAUUUUGGAAGCAAAACCCAUCAAGGGCACCGUCGCUCGUGGUUCUACGCCAGAGGAAGAUGAGCUGCUCAAAUUGCAGUUACAAUACAGUGAAAAGGAUCAGGCUGAAAAUUUGAUGAUUGUUGACCUUCUAAGGAACGAUCUUGGUCGUGUCUGUGAGCCUGGGUCUGUCCACGUGCCCCAUCUCAUGGAAAUAGAAUCAUAUGCAACUGUUCACACCAUGGUGAGCACAAUCCGUGGUAAAAAGAGAUCAAGUUUAAGUGCUGUUGAUUGUGUCAGAGCAGCAUUCCCAGGUGGAUCGAUGACAGGUGCACCAAAGAUGAGAUCAAUGGAACUUCUUGAUUCUCUUGAAAGUUGUCCGAGAGGCAUCUACUCUGGCUGCAUUGGAUUUUUCUCAUAUAACCAAACAUUUGAUCUUAAUAUUGUGAUCAGAACCAUUGUUAUACAUGAAGGCGAAGCUUCCAUUGGGGCAGGAGGUGCUAUUGUAGCUCUUUCGAAUCCUGAAGAUGAGUACAAAGAAAUGAUUCUGAAAACACAAGCCCCUGUUAAUGCUGUUAUGGAAUAUCAGAGUGGGUCAAUAUCAAUAUAAUAGAGCUCACUUGGUCAUUCACUUUUAUUUGUAACAUUAUGUGUUGUAAUUCUAUUUUCUAUACCCAUUUUACUUGAGAUUAAUUGUAACGAUACAAUUCCAAAUAGGCCUGCAGAAGCUGCAGCAAUGUUCUAUUUCUAGACACCUUACAGUUAUUUGUUUGACUUUUUAUUUUUAUUUUACAGUAUUCAUGAUUUAUGUCAAGACAAUAAAGGUACGAUUGGUUUUGUA
Messenger RNA from Cornus florida, 3407 nucleotides. Its product is annotated as aminodeoxychorismate synthase, chloroplastic. Lineage: Eukaryota; Viridiplantae; Streptophyta; Magnoliopsida; Cornales; Cornaceae. The record is from RefSeq and is a predicted model, not a curated record. The coding region runs from base 444 to 3176 and encodes 910 amino acids. Gene Ontology annotation, biological process: L-tryptophan biosynthetic process; folic acid-containing compound biosynthetic process. The transcript has 15 exons.